CCCACGGGGUGGUAAAAUGCGAUGCAGCUCACUGAUGAAAUCACACCGCUCUUGGAGUCUGUGACGGAAUGACUUUUGGUACGUGCACUGUAUUAUGUGACGAUCCUCUUCCACGUUGAUUCGACGACCGGAAAAUUAAAAUUUCAAAAAAUGACUACUAUGGUAUAUGCACUAUUGUUUGUGCUAACAUUGUGUAUAGCAUCUGGAAAAACUGACAACUGUACAAGAAAUUUCAAUGUAGUUGCUCCAAAAGUAGCUGUCCCAGGCCAAAGAACCGCAGUACUAGUCAGCUGGAAUCCGCAUUGCAACCCCAAGGACGUGACAUUACGACUUUUACGUCAAAUUCCUAGCGCGGAACAACAAAGGUCUACCGAUGAAGAAGUGUUGUCACACAGUACAAUGACAAUAAAUGGAGAUGGCAUCAUUCCGCUUACUGUACCAACACAGACUCCAGAUACUUGUUACUUACAAAUAUUGACAGACUGCGUAAACAACACAUCCAGUUGUACGUUACAGACUACAUCUAAGUUGCAUCUAGUUGGUACCAUUCGCGAUGUUGUUGUACAAACAUCUAGCAAAUUUUAUAAACCUGGAGAAAUCGUUAAAUUUUGGCUUUUACCUUUGGAUCAUGAUCUUCGAUUGGCUGAUGAGAUCACAAUGGAUGUUUUUAUUAAAGACCCUCAUGGUAUUAAGGUGGCUCUGUGGAAUGAUGUUCCAACAAGCUACGUAAUCCCAUUCAAUUUUAUUCUACCAGAGUUAGCAUCUUUAGGUGAAUGGUCCGUAGAAGUUGAAACAGAAGGAAUUACUUUUAAAACAGUCAUAAAUGUUAGCAAUAAUAGGGGUGCAAAUGACCCCUCCAAACGAGAACAGACAAUUACCGAAGAGCAUUUUGUUGAAUUAAGAUUUGGUCCGGAAACAAGACACAAAUAUAAACCUGGAUUACCCUUCCAAGGAAAAGUAGAAGCAAUGAGUUCUGAAAAAAACUUACGCGUUCGUGUUAAAGUAUUUGACAACUCUACUGCUAUCUAUAGCCAAGAUGUUGAGAUGUUACAAGGUGAGGGAACAUUUGUAGUUCCAGCAGUCAUUUCUGAUAGUGAAAUAAUCGUUCUACAAGCUGAACUAGUUUCUGUCGAGGGGAAAGAAAUUGAAGGCCAUUACGUGCUAGCAAAAGAAAUUAUAAAAAAAUGGAACUCAAUAUCAGAUUGUUACUUAUUAGUCGAAGGACUAGAUCAUACAUUAGUGGCUAACGAAAAAGUAGAAGUUGUAAUACUAUCAUCUUGUCCAUGCAAUCGUAAUAUAAAUUAUGUUGUAACCACUGAUGGACAUAUUACAUUUUGGAACAAUUACAAACCAGAUGUAAAAAUGACUAAAAUAAUGGAUCAGGUUGAUAUUUGUCGAUUCAAUUUAACUUUUAAAGUUGAUUCUGUCAUGGCACCAACAAGUCAUUUAUUAGUUUAUUACACAACUGACGAUGGUGAAACGAUAAAUGAUGUUUUAAGUUUCAACGUAAAGCAAACAGACCCUAAAGUUAAAAUAACACCACAAAAAAUUAGAAAAAACUGGUAUCCAGAAGAACACAUAAAAAUUAAUAUAAUGGCAGAAGAAAGCUCGAUUAUUUGUUUAAUAGGAGGCAGAGGCACAGAAAAUAGUACCCCCAAUAGAAAUACAGGAGAUCUUCUUGAAUCGGGGCUAUUAUUUUUAGAAAAACAUGUAAAUGAAAAAGUAACAACUUCUAAGUUAAACGAUAUAUACCCUAAACAUCACAGUUUUUUUGAUACCUUUUCAAUAGAACAACUUUGGAUCUGGAAAUGUCAAAACUUUACAGGAAGUUUACUAAAAAAUGGUAUCGACGUACAAACUCCUUCAAAAGCUGGUAAUUGGAAAUUACGUAUGCUUGCAAUAGGAAAUUCAGGUCUCAAAAUUACCGACACAAUAAAUAUAAAAGUUGUUAGUACAUUAGAAGUCGAUGUACGUUCGCCUGUUGAGAUUAAUGUAGGCGAAACAGUCCAAACAGAUAUAUACGUUGCUAAUAAUGUCAACUCUUGUAUGGAUGUGAACGCACUUCUUUCACUUAGUGAAGGAGCAGUAUUUAGUAGCUCAAACCAACCUUUUAUCGCAGAGAAAUUGAGAUUAGGUGCUUAUGGUGCAACAUCAUUGAUUGUUAAAAUAACUGCUUUAAAAUCAGGAGUAAAAAAUUUAACUAUUGAUAUUUCUGGAUUUAUAAGCCAAAAAUGCCAUUCAUUAAGUGAUAUCAAACAACUAGAAGUGCCUGUUAUAGGUAAUUUAUCUGCUAGUUCUGUAGUAAAAUCUAUCUCCAUCAAUGUUCAUCCAGAAGGAAUUCAACAUCAAAUAACUAAUAGUGCCUAUUUUUGCGCUAAUGAACAACUUGUCGUAUCAACAACUCCGGAUUUUCGUUAUCAACAUGUAACAGCACCAAAAAAUCGAGAUGGAAUAGUUUUUGAAAUUCAGGCUAAGAAAAGUGCUCAUAUUCUUUUAAGUCAAGAACGAAAACCAACUACCAUGAUGUAUCAAAUAGUACUUGGUGAUUUAGAAAAUUCAAUUUCAUGGAUUGGUCGAGGAAAACAUGGAAAUGGAGUACACUUAAUCAAUCGAAAUACACCUGGAAUAUUGUCAGAAGAAACACCUCGUACUUUUUGGAUUAGUUGGGAAAAAGGAAUACUUGCAUUUGGCUACGGACAAGAAAUACAUCAGUAUCCUCUACUUAAAUGGAAUAUGGAUAAAAAAAUUAAAAUUAAUCAUAUAGGUUUUGCGACUAUUGUAGGAACUACAGGACAAUUUAGAGUUUGGAAUUAUAACAACGAGGCUGGUUUUUCUCAAGUUUUACAUUUGGAUACUUCAAAUUCCGUUAUAUCAGGAACUGAUUCUGGUACAUUGGUCAUAACCGGAGGACUUAAUUUUCCAUACUUUGUACAAAAUGAUCCGAAAUUAUCUACAAGCUUACUUUCAUUUCUUCAAAUAUUUACACCUCUUAUUACAUUUGAAAAUAACCAGAACGAAACUGAAGAAAAUGAGUUAGUUAGUGUUUUGAGAAAAAACAUACCAGUUUUACUUUCAUACAAAAAUAAAGAUUUCUUAUUUGGAGAUCAUCCUAAUGUUCCAUGCUUUUGGUGUAAUAUUCGUGUGCUUGAAAUUUUAUGGAAAAGUCAAUCUCAUAUUGGUGUUGACUCGGAUAUUAUUAAAGGUCUGAAGAGUUGGAUAAAGAAACAGGUUUUUGAUGACUUUUCAAAAGUUUUGCCAGAAAAUAAAUUCAAAAUGUAUCAAAUUAUUGCCGCUGCUGAUACCUUAGCCACUUUUGUAGAAUUAGGAGUUGAAUCUGAGGCUGAUAUAAAACUUGUUAACCACACAAAGUCAUUUCUAGAAAAUAACCUUGAUAAUAUUACCAAACCAUAUCCUUUAGCAAUGACUAGUUAUGCACUAUUGAUUUCCAAUAGCAUUUUUUCAUCAAAAGCUUUAGAAAGGCUUCAAUUAUUAUCAACAAACCAGGAAAAUGAAUUCGGGUGGCCUAAAAUUCAUUCAACAUCAGAUUGGUAUGAAGAAAUAAUUCCCCCUAAAAAAGGAGUUUCUACCGAAGAAUUUAAAGCAUCACUAUAUUGUCUGAUGAUAUAUGCAACAAAACAUGAUUUAAAAACAUCUGAACCAAUAGUCCGCUAUUUGUAUUAUAGAACACAAGUCUUAGAUAGCAAUCCAGAUUUGGCUUAUUUAACUGUAAAAGCUUUUGCCAUGUUUAACAAUAUCGGAUCAGAUCCUCACCGAAAAUUAACAGUUUCACUGGCUACUUCUGGUAUGGAAUUAACUGAUACUUUAGAAUUUGAUUCUAGCACCAAAUCGAAAUAUUUGCACUUACCAUCAUUACCAACUAAAGUAUUUAUUUAUGCAACUGGAGCUGGAUGUUCUACGAUACAAGGUCGAAUUCAAUAUACCACAUACACGAGCGCAGAGAAUGAAAAUAAAUUGAUUGACUUAUGGUCAGCUGUUACUGAUGUUAUUCAACCUAGUAAAGGUUUUACAGACGAAAUUUACAGCCAUUCCACUACUUUAAGGCUUCGAACUUGUUUUAAAUCAAAUAACUUAACAGAAGAUACUCUACGAUUAGAAGUCAAAUUAUUUUCUGGUUUUUAUUUUGAAAAAAUGACAUAUUCAACUAUAACUAAAGUUCAUUUUGGGUCACACUCAAAUCAUGUUUGGUUUGUGUUUUCAAAGGUACCCAAUCAUUGUAUUAUAUGUGUAUCAUACAUAGCAAAAAACACCCAAAGAGUCACUGGUUUACGACCAGCUGUUGCUAAAAUAUACCCUGUUGAAAAACCAAAUUUAAGUUCAUAUAAAUUUUUCCACGUUGAUGAAGAACAAAGUCCACUUGCUGAAGGAUUAACUGCUUUACAAUUAGCUGACUGGAUAACUAACGACUCAAGUAUACCCAACAAAAAUGAAAAUUUUUGUACGUGUAAUAAUCUUUGUAAGAAUAACUCAUUUGUGGAAGAGUCUACUGUCAAGACUCCAAUAAAUGUUCAAUAUACAACUCCAACCAAAAGUUCUCUAAUGGCUCAAACAAAAGAAACUUCAAAAACUCAAUUUAGUGCUCAAAAAACAACCAUCAUAAAAACCCCAAUCACUCGAAAAGAACAGUCUGCUUUAUCUUAUAUUAGUUCACCAAUACCUACCACUUCGUUCGCGAACUCUUCUAAUUCCAUGCAAGUGCCAAGAAAACAAUUAAUCGAAACUAUUCCACUAAAAACAAAACGAACUCCUGUUAAAUCUACUGGGAAUGUAGUAAGAAACAUGAAAAAACCAAAUAAGAACGGUUCUAAAGAAAAGGACUCUAAUUCAAAGCACAGAUCUAGUGAAGGUAGUAACUCAGAAACGCCUGACGCGACUUUAAUCAAUAAUAGUAAUACUGAUACUGCAGCAGUAGCUAUAUCAAAAACAUCGCAUUCUAAUAAUGUUAUUAAAAAUAGUAAAACAAAUGGGGGAAGUACAACAAAGCCAUUGUCAAGCACUCCACAAAAUACAACGCCUCUCACAGUAACAACUAAAACAAGUUUUAUAACAACUACCGCCAAGACAUUAAGUAUUCAAUCAACUAAAGAAGUGCAAACUACACACCAUACUAAUAUUUUAACAACAAAAAUACCUAUUAUAACUCGUGUUUUAGGAACAACAAUAACACCCAUUACCUAUUCAGCUUUAUCGCCAUUAUCGACCAAACCAACAUCAAUAAAAUCGAUAACAACCAUGCCUGAUUUAAUACUUGAUGCCAACAAAAGUAAAAAAGUCAUUAAUGAUUAAAACAUUAAAAACUAAUUCUUUAACAUUUUUAAUCACUAAAAUUAUGACUUGCUCUACCAAUUAAAAUAAAAACUAUUUACACUGUUAUAUUGACUAUGUACUAUCUGUACAAUUGUACAUACAAUUAUUUUUGAAAGUAUAUAAAACUAAAUUGAAGUUGUAACAACUAUUAGACAUUCAUGUUUUUUUUCGACAAUUUAUUCAUAAAUUGACUAGUUAUUGUCCAUGAAAAUAUACAUCAUAGUUGAAAGAUUUAUAUUAAAACAGUAAAUAAUACAUCUUUAAAUUUACUUAUGUAA
Messenger RNA from Daktulosphaira vitifoliae (grape phylloxera), 5603 nucleotides. Its product is annotated as C3 and PZP-like alpha-2-macroglobulin domain-containing protein 8. The record is from RefSeq and is a predicted model, not a curated record. The transcript is spliced from 25 exons. NCBI's taxonomy places the organism in Eukaryota, Metazoa, Arthropoda, Insecta, Hemiptera, Phylloxeridae. Gene Ontology annotation, cellular component: extracellular region. Gene Ontology annotation, molecular function: endopeptidase inhibitor activity. Bases 151 to 5304 code for a protein of 1717 amino acids.